Molecule: messenger RNA, 608 nt
Organism: Tribolium madens (black flour beetle)
Lineage: Eukaryota; Metazoa; Arthropoda; Insecta; Coleoptera; Tenebrionidae
Gene: Apf
Product: bis(5'-nucleosyl)-tetraphosphatase [asymmetrical]
Exons: 2
Coding region: 148-573 (141 amino acids)
Biological process (GO): AMP biosynthetic process; ATP biosynthetic process
Molecular function (GO): bis(5'-nucleosyl)-tetraphosphatase (asymmetrical) activity
Source: RefSeq, a predicted model, not a curated record
AGUCCGCAAUUAAAUUAUUGUAAAUAAAAACAUUUUUGCAUUUAUUAAGUAGUGUUUAACAGUUAACCGGUGUAACCUAACCUAAUUUUUUUAUUUGUCAUCGAUUUGUAACUCAAUUUUUUCAUAAAAAGUAGUGCUUUAUUAAAAAUGAAAGUUGCGGCAGGUUUUGUGAUUUAUAAAAGGGCUUGUGACAAUGUUUUAUAUCUUUUAUUGCAAACUUCUUACGGUGAACACCAUUGGACCCCCCCUAAAGGACACGUGGACCCUGGUGAAACCGAGAUGGUGACUGCCCUUCGAGAAACGGUAGAGGAGUCUGGUUUGAAGAAAGAAGAUUUGAAAAUUUUCGAAGAUGUGAAGAAAGUUUUGAAUUACAACGUGCAGGGGAAACCCAAAAAAGUGACCUAUUGGCUUGCCGAACUCGUGAACCCCAAAGCUGAGGUGAAAUUAUCACACGAGCAUCAAGAUUUCAAAUGGCUGAAACUCGACGAGGCUUGCACUUAUGCAAAGUACGCCGACCUUCAGGAGUCCCUCAAGUUUUUUGAUGAUUAUAUACGUUCAAACAAAUCAAACUAAUUAUUGUUGUAUAAAUAGAAAAUAAAAAAAUAGAA